Pseudonaja textilis is the source of this 2498-nucleotide messenger RNA. It is a transcript of the gene ASB12, whose product is annotated as ankyrin repeat and SOCS box containing 12. NCBI's taxonomy places the organism in Eukaryota, Metazoa, Chordata, Lepidosauria, Squamata, Elapidae. Gene Ontology annotation, molecular function: protein binding; transcription cis-regulatory region binding. The record is from RefSeq and is a predicted model, not a curated record. Gene Ontology annotation, biological process: positive regulation of transcription by RNA polymerase II. Gene Ontology annotation, cellular component: nucleus.
ACACAGCCGGGCCGGCCGGCGGGGGCUCCGGCGACGCUCCGUCGGGCGACACGGCAACCCGUCCGACGGCCACCAGCUCCUUCCAGCACAGCACCAUUCAGGAUGAAAGUCCCCUUCAAGAGGCAAUUCAAGAUGAGCUUGCUGGAUAUCACCAAGAUAUUCUCCCUCUUCCAGCCCAGCGAAGAUGAAGAUGGGGACAGAGAAAGACAAGAGCUGAGUCUUGCCGUGUCCCAGGACAGCUACCAGCUGUUGGACCAACUGUUGCACCAAGAGCGGUACAAACAGGUCAUCAACAGUCGGAGUGGUUGGGGGGUGCCAGGCACUCCCCUGCGCCUAGCGGCCUCCAAGGGCCACGUCAGGUGCAUCAAGGUGCUUCUGGACCACGGCGCUGAAGUGGACAGCUUGGAUGUCAAGGCCCAGACACCACUCUUUGUUGCCGUCAACAAUGGGCACCUUGACUGCGUGAAGGUCCUCUUGGAGGCGGGGGCCUGUCCUUCUGGGAGCAUUCACAACAACUGCACCCCGCUGCUCACGGCUGCGAGGGAAGGAGCCCUGGGGAUCCUGCAGGAGUUGCUGUCACACGGGGCAGACCCUAACGUCAAACCUCGAAUCCCAGAGUGGGCGGCCAACUCCGUGGCCUGCUGUGGACCUUUGUAUUUGUCUGCCGUCUAUGGUCAUCUGGAGUGCUUCAAGACCCUCUUGUUGUACGGGGCUGAGCCCAACUACAACUGCUUGGAUAGGAACAUGAUCACCCGAAUUAAACACCCCAAGACUCUCCUGGAAGUCUGCUUGAAGCACGGUUGUAGGACAGAGUUUGUCAAGCUCCUCAUUGAUUUUGGUGCCAAUGUCUACUUGCCUGGCAUCACAUUGGAGAAGAGCUCAGCCAACCCUGAAGUGCUUGAGCUGUUGGCCAGAGAAAGAGCGUUGCCCAAAUCCUUGAUGUCUCAAUGCAGACUAGCAGUCAGAAGGUUUAUGAAACUGGAGAACCAUCCCGAAGCUGUGGAUCAACUGGACAUCCCACUAGUGCUGCUCAACUACCUCAAACACCAAGUGUAACAGAAGAUCAAGGCUGAACUGCCCAGGGUUACCAAGUACUGUAACUGGAUAACGAAAAAAGAAAGAAAGACACUUCUAAGAAUUGGAACACCAGUGUGUGAUGGUUUGCUUGAAUGAAUUUGAUGGUGUGUGUGAAAAAUAAUGCAGUAGCUAAACAGAGUUUCCCAAUUUGGGGAAUCUUAAGAAGUGUGGACUUUAACUCUCAGAAUUCCUCCAGCCAGCAUGCUGGCUGGGGGAAUUUUGGGAGUUGAAGUCCACCAUCUUAACAUUCACAAGUCCACCAAUUUUACAUUAACAUUGACCAACUAAAAUGGACAAAAAAAUUCUCAUUCUCCUGGUGGACGGCUGGCAAGAAUCAAGCUUUAUUCUUGUGGGGUUGUUUUUUUUGAAGAUCAAGCUCCAUUGCUCUAAAGUAGAAGUUUGCAACAUUGGGGUUAAGCAAAGGGAACAUUUAAUAAAGAGAUUGCUAUCCACCACCAUGGAAUGAAUGAAACCCCACUGCUCUCAUCAGGAGAGGGGUGUUUGGAGAGGAAUUCUAAAAUUCUUUGGUCUUUUAACUGUGACAUUCCUAUGUUUGGACUGAGCUACCAUUUUCAUCUGUUUUUGUCAGUCUCUAAAACCCAAGAAAAGCAAAGAGAAGUGUUUGUUCUAAACAGAUUUGUAGGAUGCAGAAUAACAGAGUUGGAAGAGACCUUCACGUUCUUCUUAUCCAACCCCUGCUCCACAGGAGACCCCAUACGAUUCUGGAUAAAUGGAUGUCCAGGAUCUUCUUGAAAACCUCCAGUGAUGGAGCACCCAUGACUUCUGGAUGGAAACUGUUCUUUAUUUAUUUAUUUAUUGUUCCUCAUCUCUACAGACAGAAAUCUGCCAAACUAGACUUGUCCCAUCAGGGGAAUUCUGGGAGUUGAAAUCCAAACAUCUUAAAGUUGCCAAGGUUGAACAAUGCCAUAUUUGCGAGUUCAUCUUGUACCAUAAGAGUGUUUUAAUCGAUAUCACUUUUGUUUAAUAAGAUUGGGAAAUGCAAAUAUGAAUUUAAUUAUUACUAGUGGAAGCAUUUUUAAUUCUCUAGAUAAAGGCAAAUGCAAUUUUAAGAGCAAGCUCACCACAUUAAAUACAAGCAUUUUUCUCCUCUCUGGAAUUCUGAAACAAAAUCAGAUUUAUUUUAAAGAUAUGUAUAAUUUAUAUUCUAUCAUUAAGUCAAUUUAGAACAACAGAUUUUCGUGAAAAUGAUUUUGCAUGUUUACAGCAUAGUUCAGUUUAAUCUGGGAGAAUAUGAAAUAGUGCUGCGAUAUCACCAGCACAAUAUUAAUAAAUGGAUGAAUAAAUGGCAAAAUUAAUUGCUUGAAUUCAUCUGAAAAGUCACAGAUUUUUAAAAAUUCAUGUGUGCCUUUCUCUGUUGGGAUGAUGUCAAGCUGGGCUAAAACUGCUGCCUUGAGAGCUAU